AUGCUGUGGCUGAUAAACUCCGCUCGCAAGCUUCGUACUGACCGCCGUGUCAACCGAUGGGCGGACAAGGCGUAUAAGAAGCGCGCCCUUGGUAACGUCUACAAAACCUCCCCCACUGGAGGAUCAUCACACGCAAAGGGCAUCGUCCUCGAGAAAGUCGGUGUCGAGGCCAAGCAACCCAACUCUGCCAUUCGUAAAUGUGUCCGUGUACAACUUAUCAAGAACGGCAAAAAGGUCACAGCUUUCGUGCCUAAUGACGGUUGCUUGAACUUCGUCGAUGAGAACGAUGAAGUUCUCAUCUCUGGUUUCGGUCGUAGUGGAAAGGCCAAAGGUGAUAUUCCUGGUGUGCGCUUCAAAGUAGUGAAGGUCUCAGGGGUCGGUCUUCUCGCGUUGUGGAAAGAGAAGAAGGAAAAGCCCCGGUCAUAA
Messenger RNA from Suillus bovinus, 426 nucleotides. RefSeq names its product ribosomal protein S12/S23. Gene Ontology annotation, molecular function: structural constituent of ribosome. The transcript has 5 exons. Gene Ontology annotation, cellular component: cytosolic small ribosomal subunit; ribosome. Lineage: Eukaryota; Fungi; Basidiomycota; Agaricomycetes; Boletales; Suillaceae. The record is from RefSeq and is a predicted model, not a curated record. The coding region runs from base 1 to 426 and encodes 141 amino acids. Gene Ontology annotation, biological process: translation.